AUGGCUUCCCUGGGCGAGGAUCUACUCGUCACGGUUAACAAGCUCCAGGACCUUGUCUUCAACACCAUUGGAAAUGACUCCCUAGAUCUGCCUCAAAUUGUCGUUGUUGGUUCGCAAUCAUCCGGAAAGUCCUCGGUCCUGGAGAACAUAGUUGGGAGGGACUUCCUGCCCCGAGGCAGCGGUAUUGUCACUCGGCGGCCGCUGAUUCUCCAGCUCAUCAAUGUUCCCAGUGAGCGCGAUGACAAGCCCGCAUCCGAUGAGAUUCAUGUUCCCCACACGGCCGCUAGUGUUGCCGGUCAACACGAAUGGGCUGAGUUCCACCACCAACCGGGUCGCAAGUUCGACGACUUUGCGCAAGUGAAGGCGGAGAUUGAGGCGGAGACGGCCAGAAUCGCGGGAAGCAACAAGGGCAUCAACAGACAGCCAAUCAACCUCAAGAUCUUCUCACCCCAUGUGUUGAACCUGACCCUGGUGGAUUUGCCUGGAUUGACAAAGGUGCCCAUCGGUGAUCAGCCGUCCGAUAUCGAGAAACAAACACGCACCCUCAUUCUGGAAUAUAUCGCCAAACCGAACAGUAUCAUUCUUGCCGUCUCGCCAGCCAAUGUCGACCUGGUUAAUUCCGAGGCGCUGAAGCUUGCUCGCCAGGUCGAUGCGAUGGGCCGGAGGACCAUCGGAGUUUUGUCUAAAUUGGACCUGAUGGAUCAUGGAACAAAUGCCAUGGACAUUUUGUCUGGACGUGUAUAUCCCUUGAAGCUGGGUUUCAUCGGUGUGGUCAACCGGUCCCAGCAGGAUAUCCAGUCAGGCAAGUCCCUGUCUGACGCCUUGCGAGCAGAGUCAGAAUUCUUCCGACACCACCCAGCCUACCGAAAUAUGGCCAACCGUUGCGGUACACACUUCCUGGCCAAGACUUUGAACACAACCCUUAUGUCACACAUUCGAGACCGCUUGCCGGAUAUCAAGGCCCGCUUAAACACCUUGAUGGGACAGACUCAACAGGAGCUCGCCAGCUAUGGAAACAAGCAAUUUAGCGGCGAGGAGCACCGGGGAUCUUUGAUUCUGCAACAGAUGACCAGAUUUGCCGCAUCUUUCAUCUCAUCUAUUGACGGAACUUCGUCGGAGAUCUCGACGAAGGAGUUGUGUGGUGGUGCGCGAAUUUACUACAUCUUCAACUCCGUCUUUGGAAACUCGCUUGAAACCAUUGACCCAACCCAUAAUUUGACCGUUUCAGACAUCCGAACGGCCAUUCGCAACUCCACGGGCCCUCGCCCCAGUCUGUUUGUUCCAGAGCUGGCCUUCGAUCUGCUAGUCAAACCACAGAUCAAGCUCCUUGAAUCACCCAGUCAGCGGUGCGUGGAACUGGUCUACGAAGAAUUGAUCAAGAUUUGUCACACGUGUGGCAACCAGGAGCUCUUGCGCUUCCCCCGUCUCCAAGGAAAGCUCAUUGAGGUCGUAUCUGACCUUCUCCGUGAGCGUCUUGGGCCAUGCGCAAGCUACGUGGAGUCUUUGAUCUCCAUUCAAAGAGCCUACAUUAACACCAAUCAUCCCAACUUCCUUGGCGCCGCUGCCGCCAUGUCCUCAAUCAUCCAAAACAAACAGGAUGAGGAGAGAAAAGCUGUUCUGGCAGAAGAGAAGCGGAAACGCGAGAAGCGUCGCCAAAAGGAACUGGCUGCUCCCAACGGGACAGGGGGUCCUGACGAAGAAGAAGAUUCGAAGUCCCUUCCCCUCCGAACUCAGUCAUCCAAGGGCUCCCGGAGCAUGUCACCUCACGUUAGCCGAACUGGGGAGAAUGGCAUUGCUGCGACUUUGAAUGGUGCUCAUCAUAACCACGCCGGAUUUGGUGUUGGUUCAAACACCGCUCGCGAUUCCUUCUUGAACUACUUCUUCGGUAAAGAGGGUACACAAAACACCGCCCUACCUCCAGCAGGCGGCAGCUCCCACCGCUCCAACGCAUACCCCAGUGAACCGAGCAUUAGCCAGAGUAUCCGCCGUGCCGAAGUUCGAUCACCGGUCCUGCCCGCCGAGGAAUACACUGCUCCCCAGCCCGAGUUUAGUGAUCUCUCUAACUUCCCCCACGAGAACACUGAGCCGGCACUCACUGACCGCGAGAUGCUUGAAUGCGAGCUCAUUCAGCGCCUCAUCUCAUCAUACUUUGCCAUUGUCCGGGAGACAAUUGCAGACCAGGUCCCCAAGGCAGUCAUGCAUCUUCUUGUCAACCACUGCAAGGAUGUUGUGCAGAACAGACUUGUGAGUGAACUUUAUAAGGAAGAUCUGUUCAGCGAGCUUCUUUAUGAGGAUGAUGGCAUCAAGGCCGAGAGAGAGAAGUGCGAGAAACUAUUGGAGACAUACAAGGAAGCUGCCAAGAUCGUUGGCGAGGUGUUAUAG
Penicillium brevicompactum is the source of this 2382-nucleotide messenger RNA. RefSeq names its product dynamin-related GTPase DNM1. The record is from RefSeq and is a predicted model, not a curated record. The coding region runs from base 1 to 2382 and encodes 793 amino acids. Lineage: Eukaryota; Fungi; Ascomycota; Eurotiomycetes; Eurotiales; Aspergillaceae. Gene Ontology annotation, biological process: mitochondrial fission; peroxisome fission. The transcript has 3 exons. Gene Ontology annotation, cellular component: peroxisome; cytoplasm; mitochondrion. Gene Ontology annotation, molecular function: GTP binding; GTPase activity; microtubule binding.